CUUUCUUGAGGCGUCCAUCAUCACCACCACUCCAACUGAAUCACAGUACUUUCCUUCUGCAGGAAAUGCCGCUCCGACGACACACGCGGUAGACUCAACACCUCACCGCCGCCGCCACCAUGCGCGCUCUCGUCUCGAUACUCCCCUUCGCCGCCGCUGUGCUGGCAGGCAUCCGCUACCCCUCUGGUCUCGUCGUGCAGAUCCUCUCCGGCCCUGAGUCUUGUGAUCGUCCGACUCGCUCGAAAGAUACCGUCUCCGUCCACUACAGAGGAACACUACAGUCCAACGGCAAGCUCUUUGAUGAGAGCUACAAACGUGGCGAGCCAUUCGAAUUCACCCUAGGAGUUGGUCAGGUCAUUGAAGGAUGGGACAAGGGCUUGUUGGACAUGUGUCCGGGGCAGAAGAGGAGACUGACGAUACCGCCUGAGUUGGGCUAUGGACAGCGUGGCGCUGGUAAUGAUAUUCCACCUGGGGCGACGUUGGUCUUUGAGACGGAGCUGUUGAAGAUUGUCAAAGAAGGCCCGCUCACGGAGCCAACAGACAUGCCUGGUGGGGAGUAUGUUCCGGACGCUGAGCUGGAAGAUGCAAAGCCAGGAACUCCGGGCCAGAAUCAGAGCAGUCACGCUGAGCCUCAGACUUCAGACAAGGCACCCACAGACGGGCCAGAGCCGCAAGCGGAGUGCAACUUGCUAGGCAAGUUCGCGCUUUUCGUGCAAGGCGCCCUGGGUCUGUUGGCUGUGCUUACUUUGGUCUACAAACGAUGGCGGGAAGAGAGCAAGCGGCCUUGGAAGAUCUUCCUCUUCGAUGUGAGCAAGCAGUUGUUGGGCUCCAUGCUUGUGCACGUCAUCAACUUGGCCAUGAGCAUGUUUGGAAGCGUGGACGUGGCCAACGCAGCAGCUACUGUUGCUACACAGGGUGCAGCUGAUGAGAGAAAACCUAAUCCGUGCUCCUACUAUCUCUUGAACCUGGGCAUCGACACCACCAUCGGUGUCCCUGUCCUCUACGUAAUCCUCAAGGUCUUGCACGCUGCCUUUCUUCGCACUCCGCUGGCCAAUCCUCCUGAAUCUAUCAAGUCCGGCCACUACGACAGCCCACCAAAGAUCACCUGGUACUUCAAACAACUCUUCAUCUACUGCAUCGGCCUCUCCUUUAUGAAACUUUUUGUAUUCUUCCUUUUCAUGGCGAUGCCCUUCCUCCCUUGGAUCGGCGACUGGGCUCUCCGCUGGACAGAGGGUAACGAAGCUCUUCAGAUCGUCUUCGCCAUGUUCUUAUUCCCGCUCGCCAUGAACGCUGUGCAGUACUGGAUCAUUGAUAACUUCAUCAUGGACAAGAAGCAGAGUGGCGAGAACGAGCAGAAGUACUCUCGCGUCGGUGACGAUGGUAGUGGCGACUAUGAUGGGGACGAAAGAAGGAGAAUGAUGGGAGGCGAGGACGACGAGGACGAUGAUCUCGACGAGCUAGGCCGAGCAAAGACUCCUGAGGUGCAAGUCGUGAAUCACGGACCUUUGAAGGAGGUGCAGCCUACGCCUGUGGACGGCAGUAGUGGAGAGGGGAGUCGGCGUAGUUCACCGCCACGGUGAUAAGAUGGUGUUUCGAGUAGAAGAUUCUCAUCGGAUGGCGCAAUUUGGUAUGGUGCUCUGAGGCGCAACAGCACUGUUGGAGUUCUCGUAUGUGUAUACUGUAGAUAUCUACGACAGUGAUAUUUGGAUCUUCAGGCCCCUGGGCGCUCCUGAUCAACACCAAGUACCUGGAACAUUCUAGGCAUCUUCACUUUCCGGGUUGAGCAGACCAUUGAGCAGGAUGUAGUCGUGGCUUCGCACCUGGCUUCCGCGCUCACACUCGCGUCGUGUGGACCCGGUCUACAAGCGCUGCUUGUUUGUUUGCCCUUCACGGCACUUGGAUUUCGGAGCCGCCUGACGCGUCCCCGGGUAACG
Cercospora beticola is the source of this 1934-nucleotide messenger RNA. RefSeq lists its product as uncharacterized. Gene Ontology annotation, molecular function: peptidyl-prolyl cis-trans isomerase activity. Lineage: Eukaryota; Fungi; Ascomycota; Dothideomycetes; Mycosphaerellales; Mycosphaerellaceae. The record is from RefSeq and is a predicted model, not a curated record. Gene Ontology annotation, cellular component: membrane.